AUGGAAUGCCAGAAUUGUGAGCUUAGACAGCGCCAAUUUUUCUGCGCCAACUGUCUUCGAGCUCAUCAACGAGAUCUCCAUUUGAAGACUCAGCAUUUCGCUGCUGAGCGUGAUGAACAAUUCGUCAAAGCGACUAAAUCUUUGCAAUGGAUCGAACCGAAUCGAACUCGUAGAGCUGAGAUAUCCGACUUACAAAACCGGGUCGACGAAGCGAUGGGUGCUCUAUCAAAGUUGAGGAAGGAUAACGACAAGAAACGAGCCCGUCUCCAGACGCUUCGAGAAAACCUAGCCACCCGAAGACGAACAUUGUCAGCUGCGACGUUGAUGAUAACCCCAAAUUCAUCGGUACAAGCCCUAGUCAACCGAGAAAGCCAGGAAUUGUCGUCGCUAUCAGCGAACAUCGCUCGUGCUAGGUCUGGGCUGGUACAAGAACUAGUAGAGGUCUUCAAUGUUGUCGAAGUUGGUGGAAGACCGCCAGUCGGUGGAAAAGCCGGAACGAAGGGGGAAUGGACGAUUGCAGAUUUGAUAUUACCUGUUCCUGGGGAUAUACGAAGAUACCCACCAGAUCAUAUCAACGCCGUAAUAACACAUACCAUCCACUUCCUUUCGCUACUCACGUUCUAUCUCGGCAUCAAACUUCCAUUCGAGAUAACGUGGAGCGGUGGUAAAGUUGGAGUUGGGGUACCUUACAUCCGUGCUGGGCCAGGUGGUGAAAGCGGGGGUUGGACAAAAUGGCACGUAAAACAACCUCUUCAUCUUUCUGCAAAACCUCAAGCAUCUCCCAUCUCCUUAUCCGCUUCCUCUUCGCCCAACGCGAGAUUGAUCUCAGAUUCGUACACCCUCCCGGACCCGGAGCCCCAACAAACAUUCACGACAGCAUUUGCGAUGUUGCUUUACAACGUCUGCUAUCUCUCCUACACCCAGAGCGUGGAUAUACCUCUAGCUCAAGCUGGGGAUGUGCUGAGUAACUUGUGGAGUGUCUGUUGCAGUGCUGAGCUGGGGAGACACUCACACGAGACUCAACCGUAUCUUCCAGCACCCACACCGCCAAGUUUCCAGUUGGAUUUCGCGCAACUGAUGCAGGCGAUGUCGACUUCGCGGGUGAAGGCUCCCAGAAAGCGUGCGGGUUUCGGUGGAAAUGGGAGGGAAGUACGACCCAGGGGUGUCCCAGAGGUUGAUGAGGAUGGUUGGGAUAUAGUUGAAGAUGAAGGAUUCUAG
Molecule: messenger RNA, 1218 nt
Organism: Marasmius oreades (fairy-ring Marasmius)
Lineage: Eukaryota; Fungi; Basidiomycota; Agaricomycetes; Agaricales; Marasmiaceae
Exons: 6
Coding region: 1-1218 (405 amino acids)
Biological process (GO): SNARE complex assembly
Cellular component (GO): lytic vacuole; endosome
Molecular function (GO): SNARE binding
Source: RefSeq, a predicted model, not a curated record